Molecule: messenger RNA, 8335 nt
Organism: Alligator mississippiensis (American alligator)
Lineage: Eukaryota; Metazoa; Chordata; Crocodylia; Alligatoridae
Gene: EPHA10
Product: EPH receptor A10
Exons: 17
Coding region: 38-3010 (990 amino acids)
Biological process (GO): axon guidance; cell surface receptor protein tyrosine kinase signaling pathway; protein phosphorylation
Cellular component (GO): neuron projection; plasma membrane
Molecular function (GO): protein binding; ATP binding; transmembrane-ephrin receptor activity
Source: RefSeq, a predicted model, not a curated record
CGGUGCGGUGCCGAGCGGAGUCGGCGGCGGCGGCGUCAUGGAGCCGGGGCCCGGCCUGGCCCUGCUGCCGCUGCUGCCGCUGCUGCUGCUGCGCCCGCCGCCCCCCGCCGCCGCCGAGCACGUUAUUUUGCUGGACUCCAAGGAGUCCCAGGCAGAGCUGGGCUGGACCUCGCACCCAUCGAACGGGUGGGAGGAGAUCAGCGGCGUGGAUGAAAACUAUAAGCCGAUCCGCACCUACCAGGUCUGCAAUGUCAUGGAGGCAAACCAGAACAACUGGCUGCAGACGGGCUGGAUCGCACGCCGUGACGGGCAGCGGAUCUUCAUUGAGCUGAAGUUCACCCUGCGGGACUGCAACAGCAUCCCUGGCGUGGCGGGGACCUGCAAGGAGACCUUCAACCUGUACUACGCAGAGGCAGACGCUGACCUGGGCCACAGCCUGCGUGAGAGCAAGCACACCAAGAUCGACACCAUUGCUGCCGAUGAGAGCUUCACGCAGGGUGACCUGGGUGAGCGCAAGAUGAAGCUGAACACGGAGCUGCGGGAGAUCGGGCACCUCACCAAGCGCGGCUUCCACCUGGGCUUCCAGGACGUGGGCGCCUGCGUGGCCCUGGUGUCUGUGAGGGUCUAUUACAAAAAGUGCCUCUCCACGGUGCAGAACCUGGCCGUGUUCCCCGACACCGUGGCCGAGGCUGCAUUCGCCACCCUGGUCGAAGUGAAGGGCGCCUGUGUCAACCAUUCCGAAGUGGACCUGGAUAACCCUCCCCGGAUGCACUGUAGCGCGGAGGGGGAGUGGUUGGUGCCCAUUGGGAAGUGUACGUGCAGCGCCGGCUUUGAAGAGAAGGACAGCGGGUGUGAAGCCUGCCGCCCUGGGUUUUACAAGCUGUCACCCCGGCUCACUCUCUGCACUCCCUGCCCCGAGCACAGCCUCUCCCUCCAGGAAGCCGCCACGUUCUGCACAUGCCAGAAGAACUACUCCCGGUCCCCAUUGGACCCGCCGUCUGCCUCUUGCACCCGCCCACCCUCAGCCCCACGGAAUCUGGUCUACAGCCUGAAGCAGUCAACGCUGGUGCUGGAGUGGAGCGCGCCGGCUGACCUAGGCGGGCGCAGCGACAUCACCUACAGCCUGCUGUGCAUGUGCUGUGCCACGGUGCCCCAGGGCCUAUGUGAGCCAUGCGGCAGUAGUGUGGGUUUCGUGCCGCAGCAGGCAGGGCUGGUGGAGCGGACCGUCACCCUGGUGAAUCUGCUGCCCCACGCCCACUACACCAUCCGUGUGGCGGCCGCCAAUGGCGUCUCUGACUACAGCCCUUGGGUGCAGCAGCAGUACGCCGAGGUGAAUGUCUCCACCGGCCUCACAGCGCCAUCUCUUGUCACUGACAUCCGCACUGAUAGCAUUGACCAGAAGAGCAUUUCCCUGUCCUGGCAGGAGCCGGGCUUCCCGAACACCAAUAACACUGAGUAUGAAAUCAAGUACUAUGAAAAGGAUCAAAGGGAUCAGAGCUACUCGACCGUGAAAACUGCGGCAACUGCCGUGACCAUCCAGAACCUGAAGCCGGGCACCAUCUACGUCUUCCAGAUCCGGGCGUCUGCUGCUCAGGACUAUGGGAACUACAGCCCUAGCAUCGAGGUGGAAACCCUGGGAGAGCUGACGGUGGCUUCGAGCGAGCAGAACCCAGUCAUCGUCAUCAUUGUUGUGGCCAUCGCUGGGCUCAUCGUGCUGGUUUCCAUGGUGAUCGGGGUGAUGAUCUGGAGGAGACAAUGUGGGUACAGCAAAGCCAGCCAGGACGGGGAUGAGGAGCUGUACUUUCACUUCAAGAUCCCCACGCGGAGGACAUACAUCGACCCCGACACCUGCGAGGACCCCAUGCAGGCUGUGCACCUCUUUGCCAAGGAGCUCGAUGAUGCCAGCAUCAAGAUCGAGAGGAUUAUCGGGACAGGUGAGUUCGGGGAAGUCUGCCGGGGCUGCUUGAAGCUCCCCAGCAAGCGGGAGCUGCCGGUGGCCAUCCAGACCCUCCGCGCAGGCUGCUCGGACAAGCAGAAACGCGCCUUCCUGGCAGAAGCCAGCACCAUGGGCCAGUUCGACCACUCCAACAUCAUCCGCCUGGAAGGCGUCAUCACCCAAGGGAACACCAUGAUGACGGUGCUGGAGUACAUGGGGAACGGGGUGCUGGAUUCCUUCCUGCGGAAGCACGAGGGGCAGUUCACAGCCACGCUGCUGAUGGGCAUGCUGCACGGGAUCGCCGCUGGCAUGAAGUACCUGACGGAGAUGGGCUAUGUGCAUCGGAGCCUGGCCGCCCACAAGGUGCUGGUGAACACCAACCUGGUUUGCAAAAUAUCUGGCUUCCGGCAGCCACAGGAGGAUAAGAUGGAGACCAUCUUCACCACCAUGGGAGGGAAGAGCCUCGUGCUGUGGUCGGCCCCCGAGGCCAUCCAGUACCAGCACUUCAGCUCAGCCAGCGACGUGUGGAGCUUCGGCAUCGUCAUGUGGGAAGUGAUGUCCUACGGAGAGAGGCCGUACUGGGAUAUGUCCAACCAGGAUGUGAUAAAGGCCAUCGAGGACGGGUUCCGGCUCCCAGCGCCAAUGAACUGCCAGCCGCCCCUGCACCAGCUCAUGCUGGACUGCUGGCAGAAGGACCGCAAUCAGCGGCCCAGGUUCUCGCAGGUCCACAGCAUCCUCAGCAAGAUGGUGCAGAGCCCAGAGCCCCCCAAGUGCAACACCUCCACCUGCACCAGGACCCACAGCACCUCCAUCCCCCUCACCGAACGCACUUUCUCAGCUUUCCCGUCUUUCAGCUCCGUGGGCGAGUGGCUGGAAGCCAUAGAGAUGGGCCGCUACAAAGAUAACUUUGCUGCCGCCGGCUACUGCUACCUGGAAUCGGUGGCCAGAAUGACAGUGCAAGACGUCCUGAGCCUGGGCAUCACAGCGCUGGAGCAUCAGAAGACUCUACUGAGUGGCAUCCAGACCCUGCGCGCCCAGGUGAUCCAGAUGCAUGGCCGCGGCGUGCAGGUGUGAGGCUGGCCAGAACGCACGUGCUCUGAGCACCAGCCUCAAGCUCCCCGGGGAGGAGGAUGUGGCCCCCAAACCGGACCGAAUCUCUGACUGGACCGAGAGCAGCCGCGCCAGCAGGAUGCAAGGAGGUGCAGGGCUGCCACUGGCCUGGUCCGUCCAGGCAGGCAUGGGGCACCCGGGGCUUAGCACUUCCGGCCCUGGGGCAGUCUCGCAUACCCACAGCAGCAGCCUCAGUGCCAGGCUUGAUCACCUCUCCCUGUCCCCACUGCACUGAGUAGAACGAGAGUUGAGCUAGUGUGAGGCUGUUUCUGGCUGUGCCAGGGUGUCAUGGUCGGGCCCCGAGCACUGGGUCUGAAUAGAGGGUUGACAGUGUUUCUGUCCUGAGGUUCAGCCGAUUAAGUCCCCAGGGCAGCUCUUCUACAAACCAGCAUGUUUCACUGCCCUGGGACAUGGUGGGGCUUGGCACACACGAACAGCCUGGCAUUGUGGAGGUGAUGGGAGCUGUGCACUGUGCAAAGGAGCCAGGAGCCCUGCUCCCCCCGCCCUGCUGCACCCCUGCCUUCUCCAGCACCCCAGGCCCAGCCACAUCCUUGACCAACGCGUGGAGGGAAGGGUGACGUAUGUCCCUAAGGGUCUUCCGACCAGGCGAGUUUCGGGGAGGAGAGAAAAGCCCUGAUGGAAGUGGUCUCCCUGGGGGGCUGUCCUGGCAGGGCUCCUUUUGUGUCUACUUGGCUUGGUGGCUGCAUCUCUGCAGGGCCCCGUGGGAGCUCAGCACAGGGGACAGGGUGAUGCCCCUGCCACGGAUAGGCCUGGUGUGCUGGGAGCAGUGCCGUGGCAGCACGGGCCCAGCCAAGCUAGACCUGGUGGCUGGUGGCUGCGCUCCAGCACCGAUGCUGCCUUGCUCCCUCGUCUCCCCUCCCAUGAGACCUGCCUCCCUUCCCAUCCUCUUCCAGCCCACCACAGUACUAGGGGCAGCACGUGAGCGAGUCAGGUGGGAUAGCCUCAGUGCUGCUGGGUGCUGGGGGCUUGUGCCACCUCUACCCCUUUGCAGCGGUGCUGGCUCCCGCAGGGCAUGACUCCCACUCCCCAGACUCUGAUGGGUGACAAGGCACCUGCACCCUCCAGCUUCAGCCCUUCCAGUGGUGCAGCUCUGAGCUCCAUAAACGCAGCAUCCAGCCCCACAGGGGAGACAGUGGAGCAAGCAGUGCAGGGCACGGGGGGCCCAAGCCUGGGCAGUGCUGCAGUGCUGCAAGGUCAGCCCCAGCUGAACGGGUAGAUUCCCCCAGCCACGAAUAGCCGGCAAAGCCAGCUGGGCUGCUGUGGGGCCAGGCUGCCUGUGCUGGUUGCAGGCGAGUACCCCUUUCCACCCUGUCACGAGGGCUGCCUGGGCUGAGUGGUCUCACCUGGUAGAUGUAGCAGAAUAAAGCACAGCAGGAGGCCUGGGCUCUCCAUCACCAGUCAGUGCUCCUGGGAGCUGGAGAGAGGAGGCGCGUGGGAGCGUGGCUCUGUGGUGCCGGAAGCUGGGCUGUGCUGAGCCUUCGGCAGUGGAGGGCACCCGUGCUGCCGGCAUUUGUGUUUCUGACAGUCUGAGGUCAUUGCCAUGGUGAUGCCACUUGAAUAGUUGCCCAGACUGUUAAUUCUGGGGCAGCGGUGGGGCCUGGGCAUCAGCAUUGUGUCCAUGAACCAUGGGGCUCUUGGAGGCCUUGUCAGGGAGCCCACCCACGCCACUCACAGCACUUCUAUUUUAGCUGCAAAUAGUCGCUCCGAUGCUGCAGCCUUUGUGCGCGAGAGCUGGCGCAGACCCCGCAUCACAAUGGCAUCUGCUUCCUCAUCCAGGUUUCCUGGAAGCGAGUUAAUUAACUGAUCCAAGUGGGUGUGCAGAGUUCCACGGGCCUUUCAUUAGCGGCUGUAAGUAAGACACGUGAAUUAUUGAUGACGGAAGGCAAAGAUUUGCAAAGGGAGUGCAUGCGGGAGCAGGUGCUGCCAGCGCAGGCAGGAAGCCUCCGCGUUCCUGGUGGGCUCCACCAUGGAGAGAGGACUCUAGAGCGAACUUGAAUGAGGGGUCUUGGCUCCUGACGUGCCCGAGAGCACGGCACAGACUGGAGCCCCUGCCUGGACCCUUCUGCUCCGGCAGAGCCGAGGCAACAAGGAGGCAGUGCUGGUGUCUUGAUUUGUCUCGUUGAUCUGGUGACCUUUGCAGAGCCAGGUAUUUUGGAGGAAGGCGCCAUGUGUGUAGCAGGGUUUGAUCAAAGGGGUUUGGUCCACACGUGACUGCCCUGGUCUCUCUUUUGGCUUAGCUGUUUCAGACCAGAUCCAGCAGCGCCGAGCACCCCUGGAUCUGUUUGCAGGAGUUAGUGUCACUUAGGGUCACAGUGGUUUAGAUUGUGCUCUCAGGUCGCGACUGGGUCUCGGGCCUGCUCGUAGUUUCUUGUGACACUGCUGACACUCCCGGGGGACUGGGCAGGCAUGCUUUCCCGCUCCAGCGGCUCAGAGGGGCAGGCUGGUUAUGAGAGAUCAUCCUCCUUCCCUUGCCAGUUUCUGGGCUGAGUAAACCCAGGAGAACUCGAGGCAGCACAGCACAAGCCAUGUGCCGUGCUCACAAUCAGCUCUCCGCUCCUCAUGGAGAAUCGAACCUGCCAUUUGAGCUACAGAUGCAUGGAGCAAGCUAGACCGACACGCUUGCAGCUCACCUGCUGGCGAGCUCCCUCCUCCCCCUGGCCAUGCCGUCAGGGGACAACAACAUUCCCCAGCGUCACCUGGUUCAUUUUUAAAAGGAAACCUUUGUUUUCCGGGCCCCCUCGGAGGGUCUGCACCCCGCGAGUUCACCCCCAGACAAGCAUUGAAAUCACCGACUGAACCUUCGUUUGCUAGAAAUGCCAGAUCCUGAGGAUCAAGUGCAAUUUGUAUGCUCCUUGUGUUUACCCUGUACUAGAGAGGCAGGCUAUUAGAGUCCUGCCGGCAGGAAGCUGAACCAACUUGAUUCCUGGUCGUUUCAUCUGGGAUGAAGCUGUCCUUGGCUUCUCUGCUUUUUGUCCUCUCUGCUGCAUCCCUGUGCUCAGGGCUGUGCCAGGCUCCCUGGGCAGAUGCUUGCUAGGCCGUUGCAUCUGGUUCUGGGGUCAACGCUUGAACAAGGGGCGUUGAAAACCCAGAGAAGAGCUGAGAGAGUGGCCCCGGGCCUGGGGAACAAGCCUGCAGCAGGCAUCUAAAGAGCUCAACUUGCUCAUUGCCAAAAAUGCAAACAGGCGACGCACCUCCCCGCAUCUGUAGUCCCUACAAGGGGGAAGAUGCUGUUGGAGGGUCUCCGCUAGCAAACAAGGGCACAGCCGCAGCCCCCGGCUGGAAACGAGUCAGGCCUGGGCCUUCCUGCACAAUUCUGCAACGCGCAGAAUUAAUGUGGCAUGAAUAUGACCCUCAUCCCCUUUGGGCCAUGUCAGGCCUUUUCACCCCAGGCUGCAGACAGCAGACAGCUCGCUUUCUGCCAGAGCCAAUUACCAGGGUUGUUUUCAACCAUUUCUCCAAGUGUUUCACCCGCUAGCUUCAUCUUCCCAGCCCUCUCCUCCGUUCGUCGUGCAACUGCAGCCUCUGCUCGGGUUGUGUUUCCAGCUGAGCGCAGAGUGAGCCUGGGGGUUCGGUUACCUUCUCGGCUGGUGCUUGCGCAGGGCUCGGCUGUGGUCCUUUGGGAAGGCCGCUGCCCUUCUCAUUCUUCCCGACUACAGAAACGGGGCAGCUUCGUCUUCCUCCAUAGUGCCCAUCGGGGAGCGCUGCCCUGAUCCCUCCAGUCCUCCCUAAUUGGGUUCCCUCAUCAAGGCAGCAGAGGACAAGAUGAAUGGAGCAAGCUCCAGGCUGCAGUUAUGUGUUUAAUAUUAACUCACAUCCCAUUAGCAACUAAUCCUUGGGGAAGCGUUGAAUGCCUUCUAAUUAAAUUAGACUGCAGCAGUGCUCUUCAGCUGCUCCACCAAAGGGAGCCUUUCCAAAUGGGUUUCUUCCCUGCCCGUGUGACCUUUGACACAGCGAAAACCAGCGUCCUCCUCUCAGCACCAGAGACCCCGCGAGCCCACUGGCCGCGAUAAGGGUUUAAUGGUCUUGCUGCGGCACAGGCGCCAGCUUUUCAUAGGGGCAUUAGCAUUAUCUGAUGUGGCUGGAGGAGAGUGAAGAACCUUUUUUCUUGGUAAUCUGCAGGCUUUGCUGGCACUAAUAAAUGCAGUUACAGCAGGAUUAGAUUGUAGAUGCUUGUGCAUCCUGUUGGCAGGGCAUGAAGGAGCGGGACAGGAACGUGAGCAGGUUGGAGGCUACAGGCAGGUAGGAGCAGGCCAUCCAAACAAGGGAGGCUCUUGGGCCAGGGACAUCCCUUCAUUUGCCCCCGAGUGCCAUCCAGCACCUGGGUUCAUUUCCCUUUCGAGACAAGGCUGCAGCCCAGCCCUGGAGCAGCCAAACACCGCGGCCCCGCUCCCUGGGCACCGGUCCCCUGCAGCGGAGCAUGUACAUCGGGACUUGGCGGUGCUGCGUUGGUUUAAAUCGUCCUUGCCCAUCCAGCCCUGGCUGCCUAUCUCCAGGUGUGGAAGGGCAGCGCUCCAACAGUCGGUUCCCCGGCUUUGCAGUAUCCACCUGGCUCCGUGAGCAGGAAUCCACCUGCACGGGCUUCUCUCCUGAUGCCUCCCCUGUGCCGGCCGGAGCUGCCUGGAGCAGCUCCCAGCCCUACCCGGGCCCUCGGGGCCGGCGCAAACUCACCUGCCAGGCAAAGUGCAAGUUUCAUUCUGGCAUCUCCCAGCUCCGGGGAACCGCUGCUAGGCCCGGGGGGUUUCCAGCAGGCCAAGUCCCAUCCCACGAACCAGAGCCGGGGCCCAGGAGAAGAGAGGAUGCAGCCUGGACCACGCUUGAGAGGGCUGAGCCUCAGAGAGAUGCCCAGUACCGAUCGGUCUCCAUCGGCUGACUCGCCAGGACAGCUAGCAGGCGUGUGAACGUGUGGUGUGCUCCUUCGUCCGCCCCAGGAAAAACCAGAAUCAGGUUGGUUCAGCUCUUUCUGCUUUUUUGAUAUCCAUUAACCCCCUGUUAUAUAGUGUAAAUACAGACUUGAAAAGGUACUAUAUAUUUUUAUAAGUUUUGAACAAAUGUACUGUACGAUGACAAGGGACACUGUGUACGUUUCGCUGUCUAACGUCUGUUUGGAUGUGUCCGGGGAAUGACCGGUGUUUGGGACUCAUCCCAGCCGUGCUGCUGACGAGGCUAAGAAUCGAGCUCUACCGGCCUUUUCUUUCUCUUUGUUAACUUUGUGUUGACGGAGCCGUGUGUGCAAGUUGCAAUAAAGAGAAACCCAAAUGCCGGCCGUGC